This is a messenger RNA of Kluyveromyces marxianus DMKU3-1042, 1899 nucleotides long. RefSeq names its product Vms1p (gene VMS1). The transcript has a single exon. NCBI's taxonomy places the organism in Eukaryota, Fungi, Ascomycota, Saccharomycetes, Saccharomycetales, Saccharomycetaceae. Bases 1 to 1899 code for a protein of 632 amino acids. The record is from RefSeq and is a predicted model, not a curated record.
AUGUCAGAUCAUAUUCAGAAGAAUGAUUUGUACGUUUAUGACCUAGCUGACGAUGUAUUAUCAUCGUUGGAAGUAAUAUACUUCAAUUCUGAAUUGGAAGAAGUCCAAAUAAAACGAACUGAAGAACCAAAACCAGUUGUUAAACCGAUUACCAAAAGUAAGCGCGUGUACUCCUGUACCUCAUGUCAUAUUGAGAAGUUUUCAGAUGGUAAUGGUGACUACCGUUCGCACUUCAAGUCUGAUUUCCACAAGUUUAAUUUGAAGAGAGUCAUCAAGGGACUUGACCCUGUGGAUGAAUUGCAGUUCUCCAAGUUGAUUAGUGAAAAUCGAGACAGUAAAAUGGAAAAAGCUGGAACUAAUGAUGAAGAAGACAGUGACUCUUCUACUGAUUCUGGCUCUGACUCAGAUUCUGAAAGCGAAGAAAGAAAUGAUGAUGGUAAUGAUGCUCAAGAUGAAUUGGACACAAUUAUUGAAGCAGAAGUCCAAAACCUUAACAUUAGAGACGAUGAUAGUGACGCUGGGGUUGUAUCUCAUUUAAACACUCAGUCUCCUUUGGUAUUUUUACGUUCUAAUAAGUUGCCAGAAGGUAAAGUCUUUGGCGUAUACAAGUGUCUAUUUAGCAAGAAUGGUUUACAGCAUCCUUUGAAAUCCAUCAGCACAUGGAAGGAACAAGAUCAAUCCCAGAAAUUCUCCGUCCUCUUCAUGAUUGGUGGUGGUCAUUUUGCUGGAGCAAUUGUAUCGCAUCAAAGAGUUGCUAGUAGUGGUAACAGUGGUAAGAAGUCAAAACUCUCUGUUCAAGAGCAGUCUGUUCAAUUCUUGGAGCAAAAAACCUUUCACAGAUAUACAACUAGAAGGAAACAGGGUGGUUCUCAGUCAGCAAAUGACAAUGCUAAGGGAAAGGCAAAUUCAGCGGGUUCCACCUUACGUAGAUACAAUGAGGCGGCUUUGAGAGCAGAUGUUCAAUCUUUGCUCAAGGACUGGGAACCUUAUAUUUCGAAGGCAGAGAAUAUCUUCAUUAGGGCUAAAAGCGUUUCAGAUAGAAAAAUAUUCUUGGAUAAUACAUGCAUCUCCAAGGAUGACCCCAGACUCAAAUCAUUCCCUUUCACGACUAUGCGUCCCACUUCUCAUGAACUCAAACGUGCUUGGUGUGAUCUUACAUAUUUGACUAUUAAUGAUAAACCACAGCCAAAAGUAAAGAAAGUCAUACCAGCGACACAGCCUAUGAAAAGUACAUCUAAACGGUCAACGCCUGAACCUUCAUCUCAACCAAGUGAGGAGGAGCAACAUAGUGAGAAACUUAUAUCCAUGAUACAAAAAAGUAAGGCACCCUUAUUGAUCUCGUAUAUUAGAAAAAAUGGUAUCGAUAUCAACUUUAGAUUACAACCUUCAUCCGAGUACCACCAUAACCCAACUAUGUUACAUUUUGCUUCUGCUAAUGGAUACAAGCACAUGGUAUUGGUAUUGUUGUCUACACUAAAGGCUGAUCCAACAAUCACAAAUGAGAACGGCAAAACAGCAUGGGAUUUAGCGAAGGAUAAUUCUAUUAGGGAAAGUUUCCAGCUUGCUCGUCAUAACUUAGGUGAAGAUUACACUAACUGGGCAGAAAGCCAUAUUGGAGAACCUCUCUCAACGGAAGAGAUAGAAGAUCGGCGUCAAAAAUUGAUGCUUGAAGAAGAAUCUCAGAAGAAGCAGCUGAUAGAGAAAGAAUUGCAAGCGGUGAAAGAGAGAAUAAAAGAAGAAAAAGAAGCAAAGCGCGGCCCUGGUAGACAACUUGACUCUUCUGCUCCAAACGCGCAAAUUAAUUUGAAUUCAUUGUCAGAAAACCAAAGGUUAAGGUUGAUGAGGGAACAGAGGGCUCGUGCGGCAGAAGCCAGAAUGAAGAAAUUUUCUGGCAAUUGA